AUGGCGUUGUCAUUAGCUGUUGGCACAUACGAAAAGCUAACAUUGAGAUGGUUCGGGGAGUUUGACGUGGUCGCAUUGCGUCAAUGUGGUGGUCCGCUUCGCAGGGAAUACGACGGAUUGGUCAAUUUAUGCCGAGCGCCUGGCGUCUUGGUGCCGGUUUUGUUGGUUGAUGAGAGCAGGGUCGAGUCGCCUAAUCUAGCUGGACCUUGCCGGUUAAGCGGAGUCGUGGUCCAGGGCGGUGAUCUUCAUUUCGCAAGGUUAAUUCUCGAUGAGGCUGCGUGGGUGCGGGAUACAAAUUUUCCGGCGGUUGAAGGUCUAACCGUAUCUGGUCGUCGCCUGGUGCUGCGGGACACUACGGUCUGUACUGACAGCUGUGCCGACGAAUGGAGAGUCGCAAGCUUGGUCCACAAGGAGUGGGAUACGGCACACUUGAUGUUCAGGCAAUUCGAGGUCGAUUACAUAUAUGAUGGGAAAGCAUUGAGCCGGGAAGAAGGAGAGUCUAUGCGGGUUGGGGAGGUCAUCACAUUAGCCGGUGAAGUCGUGAAUAUGUCAGGUAGAGGGGGGAAGUGGAUCGUGAAGGUCGUGACCGUUGGUGACUCAGUAAGAUGCAAAAAGGAUGAAAAAAUCCGGAAACAAAACCAACCUGGUGGUCCGUGCGCCCUGGGAAGUCUGGCGAAACCGGACCGCCAAAGCUCAGCAAACUUCUCGUCUCCAACAGCCACCGACUACCAGGGCUUCGCAUACAGACCUAUACAGACCUCACGGCUCCCAAACCCCAGCCCCCAACACCCAUCCCCAUCCAUCCUCAAACCGCUCAUCACUAUCCUUAGCCUACCAGCCUCCUCAACUAUCUUCAGUCAAGGGGGACUAGACGAAUACUGCUCCUCAUGGCUCCGCACCUUUCCAAUCCACCUUACCGGCCAUCGAUUAGAACCACAACUCAGCCCUUCACCGUUACGAAUGCCCUUCCGCGAGUCGUUUCGAUCAGAUUACUCCAAAGCAUUCACCUUCAAGCCUACCCUUGACCCCUUUCACUCUGAUUACUCUCGAUCCAUCAUGCAAAACUUCUCACAAGCUCAAAUCAACUUAGAUGACACGCCCAUUGGGCAGCGUCCUUACCCUAGCACUCGACGCGCAUUGGCUGCCGCUGCAGUUGAUCAUGUCUCAGAGACCACUGCCUCUAUUGGUGAUCGCAGCUCUUCGCUACCCCUUGCCGAUGUCAUAUUUGGUCCACCUGUGGCCCGAGACCCCAGCCCAGCGGCCAGUUCCGACAUUGAGAUUGUCUCAUCGAAUUUACCACCUCGUGUCCCUCUGUCCGACAAAAAACCUGGUAUGCAUUCUUUCUGCUUCCGUCCUUUAGGAAGUCACAUUCUAACAUUCAAGACUUUUGUCUGUGGUUUAGUUUUGCAACCAUCAGGAGCUCGUGUGACUACUCCUCAACCGCUCAGCGUGGCAUACACUAUGUGUUUGCUCAAAGGGACGGAUAUCACCAAGGGACCCGCUAAGAAGAAUGCAAAGCCAGUCUAUUCCACAAUUCCCAUCCCCGCCACCAAAAAACCUUUCGACCUAAACGAAACCUCUUUGGCGCGAUUGAAGCAACGUUUAUUUGAUCUGGCAAGUGAGAUUGAUAACGACCAAAGCAAAGGUAACACAGCUAUUCUCCAAACCGCCGAUGCCAUGAAACAAGUCAAGAUCUAUGCGUUUAUUACUGCCCACGACACCUGGGCCAAAAACCAAGAACGUACCAUCACCGAAGAUAUCCAUGUCUCCUCUUUCUUUCAAUCGGUCCUUGGAGCUCUCGGAAAGCACGCCGGUUUCGUCAUUGUGAUGGACAACCCAGCACGAUGUGCUCAAGAGGCAAUUGAUGCUAACUUUGCCCGGUUCUUUUUGGUGCAGGAACUCACAAAGAAUCAAGCCCGACUCAGAGCACAGAACACCCUCAAUAAUGUUGUUACCACUGCCUCGGAUCUUGCUCAUGCAACUCCUGUUGAUCCUCAUUCGCGAUGGCUCACUGCGUUACAAGAUCAUCAUGGUUCAUUGAAGAAUAACAAGGCUGAAGGAUGGCGAAUUUUUAAUCCGAAGGACUUGACCUUGAAAAUGGAACUAACCUUCCAUCACUUGAUCCUGUGGGCUCGCGAAUUGUAA
Messenger RNA from Melampsora larici-populina 98AG31, 2145 nucleotides. RefSeq lists its product as uncharacterized. Bases 1 to 2145 code for a protein of 714 amino acids. The record is from RefSeq and is a predicted model, not a curated record. The transcript has 8 exons. Lineage: Eukaryota; Fungi; Basidiomycota; Pucciniomycetes; Pucciniales; Melampsoraceae.